UGCCUGAGAGCUAACAUGCUGGGAUUGGCCAAGUCAGUGUUUCUGUUUCUUUCUGGGACUCUGUUCAUUCUGGGAAUGCUGGGGAAUGGUUUCAUUGCGGUGGUCAAUGUCAGGAGCUGGUUCAAGAGCAAGAGAAUCUCUUGGUCUGACUUCAUUAUUUCUGCUCUGGCUCUCUCCAGGAUUGUUCUGCUGUCGAUUCUCUUGGCUGACUCUGUAAUAGUGGUGUUCUUUGUCAUCGUCUAUAUUUAUGGUUCCUCUGGAGAUAUUAUUCAUGUUUUCUGGACAUUUACAAACCAUCUGAGCAUUUGGCUGGCCACCUGCCUUGGUGUCCUCUACUGUCUAAAAAUCGCCAGUUUCUCCCACCCCACGUUCCUCUGGCUCAAGUGGAGAGUGUCCAGGGUGGUCGUGUGGAUGCUGCUGGGUGCACUGCUCUUCUCCUGUGGCAGUGCUGUAUCUCUGAGUCCUCAGUUUCAGAUCUAUUUUCUUCUCCGCGAAACUGUUGGCACAGGCAAUGUGACUGAACACCUUAGAAAGCAAAUGGGUGAAUAUCAGCAGAUUUAUGUCCUUAACCUGCUGUGGUACACCCCUCCCCUAAUUCUGUGUCUGGCCUCCUACAUCCUGCUCAUCCUGUCCCUGGGGAGGCACAUGCAGCAGAUGCGGCAAAGCAGAAGCAGCCCCAGCGAUGCAAGCACUGAGGCCCACAGGAGGGCCAUCAGAAUUAUCCUCUCGUUCCUCUUUCUCUUCCUGUUUUAUUUUCUUGCCUUUUUAGUUACUUCAUCCAGUAAUUUCCUCCCAAGCAGGGAGAUGACUAAGUUCAUUGGACAACUAACCACAAUGCUUUAUCUUGCUGGCCACUCAUUCAUUCUCAUUCUGGGGAACAACAAGCUGAAGCAGACCUUUGUGGAGCUGCUCUGCUGUGAGUGUGGUCAUCUGAAGCCUGGAUCCAAAGGACCGCUUGCCCCAUAGACUGGCAGAGGGGACAGGCGGAGUCUCGAAUUCUUCAGCCUGGCUCAAGACUACAGAGCUCUUCCCGACCCUUCCAAGGCACCAGUCCUGUGACAUCAGUAGGAUAGAGACAGUACUGCUGACCUGACCCACCCAAGGACUCCCCACAUGGCCUCCUUUCUGUGGUUGUUUUGGAGAAGGUAGAACAGCCUUUGGAAAAUGUCAGUGUAGUAAGAACACCUUCAGUAUGUGGACAUGGAGUUGUAUUUCCACAAUUGUCAGCUCAGCAUAAUGAGCCG
Phyllostomus discolor (pale spear-nosed bat) is the source of this 1244-nucleotide messenger RNA. Its product is annotated as taste receptor type 2 member 3-like. The record is from RefSeq and is a predicted model, not a curated record. Gene Ontology annotation, molecular function: bitter taste receptor activity; G protein-coupled receptor activity. Gene Ontology annotation, biological process: G protein-coupled receptor signaling pathway; sensory perception of taste; detection of chemical stimulus involved in sensory perception of bitter taste. Gene Ontology annotation, cellular component: membrane. Bases 16 to 966 code for a protein of 316 amino acids. The transcript has a single exon. Lineage: Eukaryota; Metazoa; Chordata; Mammalia; Chiroptera; Phyllostomidae.